GUAUGGCUCAUAGAAAAAGAACCCGGGACCGAAGACCCUUCAGCGUGUUCCUUGGCGUUCCGUCGCAGCGCUCCACUUCCUGUCAGAAACUCCUUGACACAAAUCUUGCCUGACGAGCAUAGUGGAGAUGCAUCGAACUCACCAGUUUUCCACAUCUGCGAUACAUUUCAUCAGAGAAUGAAACUCGACAUUCUAAUGCCGUCUGUAGGAUUUGAUUGCCGUUUGAAAAUACGAACAUUUCCAAAGUCUCCACAAACAACGACACCACAAGCAGAAGAAGAGCACAAAAUUCUAGAAAACUACCUCAUGGAAAUGAGGAUUGAAGAUGGUCAGCUGAAGUUUCCACCAAUUUCCAAGCUACCAGAUGGGUUUGACCUUUUUUUUCAGCGUCGCAGCCUUCGAAAGACAUAUCGGUAUGAAGAUGACGGAGACAUGUUCACUUUGACUGUUUGCAAAGACCAGUCAAAAGAAGUGAAUGCCGACCAGACUGAUGCGUACAGUUUUAAUGAAUCAGAAGCGAAGGUAUUACUAGUCAUACAGAAACAAUUUAGCACUUAUAUGCAUUUCCCUGAUUCAAAUCCGUCCUCACCAUUAGGUGUAAUUCUUCACGAAUGUCAUUUUUUCUUCCUUCGCUCACAGGUGGCUCAGUAAGCAAUGUGAGCGUAUGUUUGUUUUUUUGU
Pocillopora damicornis (cauliflower coral) is the source of this 680-nucleotide messenger RNA. RefSeq lists its product as uncharacterized. The record is from RefSeq and is a predicted model, not a curated record. NCBI's taxonomy places the organism in Eukaryota, Metazoa, Cnidaria, Anthozoa, Scleractinia, Pocilloporidae. Gene Ontology annotation, molecular function: RNA binding.